AUGGAAGAUGCGAAAUUAAUUGAAAUCAAUGAAAAUGGUUUAAACAAAAGUGAAAAUCAUGAAGAAAAUGGGCGAAAAGAAUCCGAUGAUUCUUUGUUUAAUUUCGAAGACGAUGAUGAAGAUAAUAAACAUGAUGAUGAUAAUCAAUACAAAUGUUCAUUAUGUAAAUCUUUUUACAAUCAACCGAAAUUCUUAUCCUGUACACAUUCAUUUUGUUUACAAUGUUGUGAAAAACUCUUCGAAAACAAAGAUCAAAUCAAAUGUCCAACGUGUCAACAAGUCACCGAAUUGACUAACCUAAAUCAAUUAAUUGAUAAUUAUGUUUUAAUCCGUGAAAUGGAAGAAUUCGCAUUAAAAAAUGGUUCGAUUGAAUGUCGUGCAUGUACAUCUAAUGAUGUUGGUGUUGCACAUUGUUCAACCUGUUCGUCAUAUUUGUGCGCGAAAUGUUGUCAAGCUCAUCAGUAUAUGAAAUGUUUUGAACAACAUCAAGUACGUCGAUUAUCUCAAAUCUCCACUGACGAACAAAAUAGCACACGAAAAUGUUCGAUUCAUUCGAACAAUGAAGUCAAAUUUUUCUGUACAACAUGUUCAAUUCCAUUAUGUGAUCAAUGUUUAAUAUCACAUCCCUCACCUCAACAUGAUGUGCAUAAAAAUCAAUUCGAACAGAUCUAUUCAGAUUUUACCGACAAAUUCCAACAAGUCGAUGAACAACGAACGAAUGCUUUAGCACAGAGUGAUCAUCAAUUAACGUCGCUACAACAGAUUUACGAGAAAACGAAAAGCCAAAUCGAUGUGGCAUAUGAACAAUAUCAACAGAUUCUCAAUCAAGUGUACAAUGAUUGUUUAUCAACAUUGAAUAAUCUCCAACGUGAAGAAGAAAUGCGUUUAAUCGAUGAAUUAGAAAGUCUUCAGAAAGGUUCGCAAUCAUUUGAUGAUAGUCGCUCGUUGUUCAAACGUUGUUUAUCGAAAUGUUCAUUAAAUGAAUUAGUGCAAUUGAAAACGAAAUUAUUCGAUGAGAAAAUUCAAUCAUUUCAAAAAUUAUUUCAAUCCGACAAAACCGAUGAAACAACUUCCGAUAAAAUUAUUCAAUUUGUCAGUACACCAACACAAGAUUUUCAACAAAUUAUUAAACUUCAUUUCGGUCAAUUAAUUAAACCACAAUCGAAAACGAUUUCGUCACCAACGAACCAUCAAUUGAAUCAACGAGGAUCGUUAUUAUCAUCAGUCAAUGGCGAUUCCGCUUCAUCAUCAUCAGGUGUUGGUAGUAUGGGUGUUGGACAAGUCUCUUCACGUGGAACAAUUUUAUCCAAUGGUGUUUCACCAUCAGGUGCAAAUCGUGAAGAUUAUUUUGGAAAUAAUUCGACAAAUGAUACCGAACCCGUUGUAGAAAAUCUUCGUGCAUUAGAAUCAAUUUUCGUUGAUUCUUUAUCAACAAUUCAUCCAAAUGUUCAAAGUAAUUUAGAACAAAUUCUUCAAAUGAAUCAACAAAUUCAACAACACGAUAAUUCCUAUGUAACAUUAAAUCGUCAAGUCUCCGCACCGCCAUUAGGUCAACGUUCUCCACCCAAUAAUCAAUAUCCUCCUCCAUCAUUAUUGGCAACAUAUUCAAGUACGAAUAGUGGUGGAUCAAGUAACGGAAAUAAUAGUCGAUCGACAACACCAUUUUCUGGUAUUGUACCGAAUUCGGCAAUCGAUAUCAAUUUAAAUUUUCCAUCACAAACGGCAAUGAUACGUCGAAGUGGACAAUCGAUGCAAGUUCGAGCGAAAUUUGGUUCAUUAGGUCCACAGAAAUGUCAAUUCAAUGCUCCACAUGGAUUUUGUCUGGGAAUUGACGAAGAAAUCAUUGUCGCCGAUACGAAUAAUCAUCGAAUACAAAUUUUCGAUAAGACAGGCGAAUAUAAAUAUCAAUUUGGUAUGCCCGGCAAAGAAGAAGGUCAAUUAUGGUAUCCAAGAAAAGUCGCCGUGAUUCGACAAUCAGGAAAAUUUGUUAUUUGUGAUCGAGGAAAUGAAAGAAGUAGAAUGCAAAUAUUUACAAGAAAUGGACAUUUCAUUCGUAAAAUUUCGAUUCGAUAUGUCGAUAUUGUCGCUGGUUUAGCCAUUACACAACAAGGAAAUAUUGUCGCGGUGGAUUCAGUAUCACCAACGGUUUUUUGUAUAAGUGAAGCUGGAGAUUUGAUAAAAUGGUUUGAUUGUUCAGAUUAUAUGAGAGAACCGUCCGAUAUCGCCAUUUUUAAUAAUGAAUAUUUUGUUUGUGAUUUUAAAGGUCAUUGUGUCGCUGUAUUUGAUGAAGAUGGAACAUUUUUACGACGAAUCGGUUCCGAAAGUGUCACGAAUUUUCCUAAUGGAAUCGAUAUAAGCGAUGCCGGUGAUGUAAUCAUUGGUGAUUCACAUGGAAAUCGAUUUCAUAUUGCUGUAUUUUCCCGUACAGGUGAUUUCUUACAAGAAUUUGAUUGUCCAUAUGUAAAAGUAUCACGUUGUUGUGGAUUGAAAAUAACAUCGGAUGGUUUUAUUGUUACAUUAGCGAAAAAUAAUCAUCAUGUUCUUGUUUUAAAUACUCUUUAUUUAACAUAG
This is a messenger RNA of Adineta ricciae, 2571 nucleotides long. NCBI's taxonomy places the organism in Eukaryota, Metazoa, Rotifera, Eurotatoria, Adinetida, Adinetidae. The record is from the annotation of a GenBank genome assembly.